AGAAGGAUGGCUGUUCAGAAUAUAUCUGAGUCAGUGUAUGUUGGAUUGUGUCUCAAAAUAGGGACCCCACAACAGGUGGCCUCAAGAAGACAUACAGUGGACAUUAGGGAGAUGUUGGCAAACAACGAACCAUCAAUAAUGAUGCUGAGUGGGAGUUGUAGAGAAGGAUUUAGAUUGAGUGGAUCAGACCUGGACUACAUGCAAUGGCCAAAUAACCACCGAGUGAUCUGGGAGUUCUCUCAGUGUCAGUUUUACAACACACAAGAACACGCACUGAUUCUCUGUGACAGUUCUGAGAGUCCACCAGGAUUCACUUUACUAUGGUUACCAUUAGAUAGAGCAUACAGUAGAGUGAUGUCAGCGUGUGUUAGGAUGAAUGGAAUGCUCUAUAUAUCAAGUUCAAAGUACAGAGAAGUCACGUGUUCUAUUUUUCGCUCUGAUUCUACACCACACGGACCAUGUAGUAGUGGAUCAGAUGGUGAAGUGGAAUACGAUAUUGCCCAUUGCUUUGUCAGUGAUUUCUGGCCUCCGUGUGCCUCCUCAUGGAUAGACAGGUGUCACUCAUGGCCCCCACCUCAUGUUGUAAACGAUAUUAUUAGAAAUGGGUGUCACUUUGUAGCAAUAGGACACAAACUAGGACAUCAUACAGACAACGAAUGGAGAAUUUCUUUUUCACAGGCGGAAUACAAACUUGUGUAUGCAAUGAAUCACACACAAUUCUUAACAUAUGGAUUGCUAAAACUAUUCUUAAAGGAAAUCAUUAACAAAGGAUUGCGAGAUGAACAGAAACUACUGUGUUCCUAUCACAUGAAAACGACUGUUUUCUGGGCGAUUCAACAAAAUGCUCUACCUCACUGGUGUCCACAAAAUCUCAUGGUCGGUUUCUGGGUCUGUUUUAAACUUCUCCUUAAAUGGGUGUACGAGGGAAAUUGUCCUAAUUUUUUUAUUCCAGAAAACAACAUGUUUCUGAACAAUAUCUAUGGUGAUGCACAAAAGACAUUAUUCACGCGACUAUAUAGAUUGUAUGAGAAGGGUAUAGCAUUGCUGCUACACAGUCCAUCCAUCAGGUCAUACAUCGAUAAUGUUUUGGUUAAUCCCAAACUCACUGUUUUUACCGUUGGACUCAGUCUGAUUUCCGAGGUUGAACUUGAUAAAGAUAUUUUUUAUGAAAUGUUUAUUAAUGAUUCAAAAGGCACACUAGACCUACGGAUAUGCAGAAAGGACCUACAUGCUGUGGAACAAUUAAUAGGUUUACCCCUAACACAGUAUCACAUUGUCAUGUUACAGAAACUUACAGCCACCAUCCUUCAGUGUACUGCGUUUAUGUUACACAACUUGUACAAUAACACAGGUUCUAACAAACAGUUGUAUAUUGUAGACAAAAUGGCUUGUCACAUGCUGAAAAUAGCUGCUAGGUGUGGGUGUGUGUCUGACAUGUUAUACAUUGCCAUGUAUUAUUACAAAACAUUCAGAUACAGGGAAGCUUUAUCAGUUAUAGAUAUAACAAAGGUCAAGUUAGAACAGCCAUAUCUGAUGUAUGGUUGUCAUGUAGACAGAGAGAGGUAUAUUGAGGCUGUAGGGGGGCAGUCCUUGUCUACGAAGAUGAGACGGGCUGUAGUAUAUAAUAUCAAAUUGGGCAAUGACAAUGAAAUCUUUUAUAUCAAUGAAUUAAAACCAGAACAACUGUCUAGUAACCAAAACAAUGGGCAUGUCUUGUUUAUUCCACCCCUCAUACUGUUGUAUAUGCUAGAGUUUUUGUGCUCUAGACAUGUCGAUACACUGAGAGCACAGAGAGCUUUAGAUGAUCUACAGGUCCUGGUCCACCAUGAUCAGGGGGAGUUAAUAGAUGUUGACCUCAGAAACAUCUCCUGGGAGAUCCUGGGGAUCUGUCAACAGAUCGCAGGGAACCUCCAUGCUGCCCUGUACUCAUACCAACAGUCACUAAGAGAAUAUCCAGGUAAUAAAAUACAAACCGCUACCAUACAGAGAAUUCAGGAUCUACAUUUAUGAACUUACUGACAAGCAGUAUGGAAUUCUUGUAUGUCAAACACUGACAUUGUUAAUUGUGUUUGCUCUGGUUGGUUUUCUCUAAAGUUGUCUUGUGUCUGUGUAAAGGGGGGGGGGGUUACACUUAUGAUUUGUAUGACCCAAUAAAUAAGUGUAUAUUUAUCUUAGUCUAAUACAAAUUUAUUUGUUAAUUUAAUCAAUGUUGUAAACCUAAAAUUUACCAGACAGAGAAUUCAGGAUCUACUGUAACAUUAAUUUUAUGAACUUACUGACGAGAACGUAUAUAUAUUUAAAAAAAUGGCAUGUCAAAAUCUGACAUUGUUAAUCGUAUUUGUUCUGGUCAUUUUUUUGUAAAGUUGUGUAUGUGUAGGGGAGGUGUUGCACUUAUGAAAUCUACGUAUGAUGUAUAAUCAUGGAGAUACGUGUAUAUUUAUCUUUAGUUUGUAUAGUUAACAUUUAUUGUUAUACUUUCAUGUUAAAUACUGAAAUCUGAUUGGUUAAGACGCAGUUAAUAAUAUUUACUAUUACCCUCAGCGUUAGCAACGCACUUGGCAACGGGUAACAUUAAAACAUGUUACAUGCGCGAAAAUUAUGCGCGUACGGUUCGCUGUAGAAUUCACGUUAUUCCUAUAUAAAAGCAGUACAAUUUUCUUAAAAAUUUUAAAAAAGACAUUCAGUAUAACAAAAUAAAUAGUGCCUGUUUGGGAGGAUAACAGUUGAA
Magallana angulata is the source of this 2728-nucleotide messenger RNA. RefSeq lists its product as uncharacterized. Bases 7 to 2010 code for a protein of 667 amino acids. The record is from RefSeq and is a predicted model, not a curated record. NCBI's taxonomy places the organism in Eukaryota, Metazoa, Mollusca, Bivalvia, Ostreida, Ostreidae. The transcript has a single exon.